Acipenser ruthenus (sterlet) is the source of this 4261-nucleotide messenger RNA. Its product is annotated as WD repeat-containing protein 49-like. Gene Ontology annotation, molecular function: calcium ion binding; protein binding. The record is from RefSeq and is a predicted model, not a curated record. The transcript is spliced from 19 exons. Bases 671 to 3823 code for a protein of 1050 amino acids. Lineage: Eukaryota; Metazoa; Chordata; Actinopteri; Acipenseriformes; Acipenseridae.
CAUUAAUCAUAGACAACCGAUGCAUUAGGUAAAGUACUGUAGUCCAUGAUUAAUGCUGGGGUGCUGUAAACUGAUCUUAUUAUUGCACACUUAUGCCCUCAAGCUUUUGCAGUCUGAAUCUGAUGAAUGUUGUAAUGACAGCAAUACUAUUUGUAUGCUUUAGUUAUGCAGCCAAACGGAUAUCCCUGAACAAUAGACUGGACACUGUUGUGAUGCAAUAAACAUUGGGAACCUAGGCAAUAAUAAUUACACCUCUGAUAACAGGUUUUCCCAUGUGGGCUUGUGUAAAUUCAGUUACACUUCAAUGUUACUGCCCCCAGCCAGUUCUUUCUCGAACAGUGGGGUGUUCUCUGCUGAGAUUAGUACUUCUCCGGCGUCCUGUUCCUGAAUGGAGAAAAAUCCAGACACACAAACUGAACCGCUUCAACUCCUGGUUGCCAGGAAACGUCUACAAGGCAUUGAGAGAAAAGAAAAGCAAGAGUUUCUUCAUGCUGCUGUUAAAAAAAAAAGCCUCUCUACACCACAUGCUGGAUGAUUAAGAUGGCCUACAGAAUAUUCUGAAAAUCAUUAAUUACUGUUCUGUUAAUGUGCAGUGCAAUCUACUAGUUUUCUUUGGAUGAAGAAAGAAGCUAUGUUCUGCAGCACCUAGUUGACAGAGAAGGAGAACAACAUGGGGAGCAUGAGCCCUGAAACUAUGGACACCAGAGAAACAUCAAAGAAAGAGAUGGAUCAUCUGGAAAACAGGCUAAGCAUGAAAGAUUUUAUGAAGAUGCAAACACUUUUCAUGCUACCAGACCUGAAAGAACCUGUAUGCAUGACCAGGGAAGAGUUUGUUGACAAAAUUUUCUCCCUUGUUGGCCGAGGCACAAGGGAGGAAUACGGAGAGCUGUUUGAUAAGAUCGAUGUGACUCGAGAUGGCGUUCUAGACUGGGACAAGCUAACAUCUUUCCUGCUGUUGGAGUUGUCCGAGAAAGACGAGCGAGCCAAAUCUUCGGUGGUUCCUCAGUGGAAGGACCUCAAACUUCUCCCGUCUUCACUCAAGGAACAUAUCCAAAAAAUUGUGUACCUGAAGAGUACCAGCCGAUAUCUGAUCAUUAGCAAGGAGGGAUUGCUGGAAAUCUGGGGUGAAAACCUUGUGCCACAGAAAACUCUACGGGUUGCUACCGAUUCUGUCAAACCCAAAGACCUUUGGGUUACAAGUAUGGUUUCACUACCAAAUGUGAACAAGAUAGCAGUUGGUUUUACCAGUAAGGAAAUUUGCUUCUACGACCUGCUUUCUAAACAAGAGUUCUCAUGCCAGUAUAAACUGCAAGAUCUUGAAAAUACACCAAUAAGUAUGGAUUACUGGUAUGACCCUAGCAAUGGAAAUGAAGCAGUGCUGAGCUUUGGUGAUGUAGGUGGACAGGUAAAUGCGAUUUGUUUUACUUCAGCCCUCAUUUCAUUGUUUGAGAGGCCAUGCAACUCAACUGAGCAGGAGUCAGUUAUAACCUUUAAAUGGCAGGAGCUUGUCAGUGUUCAUCAGACGUGCUGCUAUGUUUUGAGACACAAGGCUCAUAGCAAGAACUGGGUCCGGCAAGUCAGAUACUUGGGCAAUUUGGAAGCUUUAAUCUCCUGUGCUACGAGCAGCACAAACAGCAUGGUGUUAGGAUGGAAGGAAAAUAAAAAGACACCACGUACCACAGCUUUCCACAUCAGCAAAGGAGUCACUGCAUUUGACUACCAUGAUGGGCUGAAAUUGAUUGCCACUGCUGGUAUUGAUAACAAAGUGUGUCUUUGGAAUCCGUAUGUGAUCUCUAAGCCAAUCGGUGCUCUCCGGGGUCAUCUGGCCAGUGUCACAGCAGUACAGUUCAUUGUCAGAAGAAAGCUACUGCUGAGCUUUUCAAAGGAUAAGAUUUUAAGAGUUUGGGAUAUUCAACACCAGUUGUGCAUCCAGCGUAUAGCUGGUAUAUUCCCUAAACAUCUAGAUUUCCAUUCCUUACUGUACUUUGAUGAGGAGCAUGGGAGACUUUUUAUUACGUUUAACAAUCAACUGACACUUUGUGAACUAAAGCAAGAGACUGGCAGAGUUACAAGCCAUGAAAAGCCCAUUAGCUGUGUUCUUUAUAACAACGUCUUCAAGCAGGUAAUCAGUUCAGAUAUUGGUUCUACUGUUACCUUCUGGAUGAUUGAUACCGGGCAGAAGAUUAAACAGUUCACCAAAUGCCAUGGCACUGCUGAGAUCACCACAAUGGCACUGGAUGCUACAGAGACCAAACUCUUUACAGGAGGCACAGACGGAACCGUUAAGAUCUGGGAUUUCAACGGCCAUUGUCAUCAUAAACUCAAUGCAGGGCGGGAUCAAGCUGAAGAAAUCUCCCAGAUCUUUGUGCUGAAAAGGACUGUUUUAGUUUUGGGAUGGGAGAGGAUAAUUACAGUGUUCCGGAUGAACACUUUCACUCAGUUCUUUGUGCAGCCUUCAGAAUGGAAAGGAGGAGUUCAACACCAGGACGACAUCCUCUGUGCAGCGUUCCUUCCUUCACAAACCCUGGUCACUGGAAGUUAUGAUGGUGAAAUAGUAAUAUGGAACAACAACACUGAAAAUGCCUUUCGCAAACUCCAUCCAGACAGUAAAAGAGCAUUGAAAUCAAAGUCAGAUAGUCAGUUUCUUAAGCGGACAAAGCCAACUGCAACUCAUCGGCAGACUUCAGCGUUUUCCAGUGACAUUAGUGAAAACGACCAAGAGUGUAACUAUGCUGUAACACGGCUUUUCUUCCUGGAAGCUAGAAAGAAUAUGUCUGCUUCAGGAGGAGCUAACCUUGUGUCUUGUGGAGGCUCAGGUUUUGUCAGGUUUUGGAGCACAUCAAGAAGCUGCUUGCUUGCGGAAUUUAUUGCUCACAAAGACACAGGAUCCAUUAUCAUGACUGUCGAUAGAACAUGCAAAUACCUUAUCACAGGGGACAUUGACGGAUGUGUCAAAGUUUGGAACAUACAAGAGUACUGCCUGCAUUACAGUGAUAGUAUUGUCAAUCAGCCUCCUCCGCUUCUGACAGCCUUCCAGCCGCACGUGGACUGUGUUACUCACCUGGAAACGUGUGAGCACAGCAGGAGAUUGCUCAUCAUUUCAGCAUCAGCUGACUGCAGCGUUGCUGUUGGCAAUAUCUCUGGAUCCCCUGUAGGGAUAUUUGGCCAGGAAGAACACUGGCGUAUUGAUGAAAGUGCUGAACCUCUUUUUCCAAACACACACCAAUUAGAAGAAGAAGGGGAGGAGAAUGAUAAUGAAAGGAAGGUGGCACAUGAGGACAGAUCAAGAGUAAAACAUUCCCCUGCUCAUGAAGGAGACCCUCUGGAACAAACUGUACCUUUUGCAUUGGAAGCUACAGAAGACCCUGCUCCGAGUAACCCAUGGGAAAACACAAUUUUAGGGAAAAGAUAUGAAGAAGCCAGAAAGUCAAAAGAGAAUGAUCACAAGCCAUUUAUCUGGGAGCAAACACAAAGUUCUGUUGGUACUUUUAGUUCACUGCAUAUUGAAGACCUCAAGGAUGUGGGUGAAGUUGACAAACCAGAUUUCAUAAUCAAUCCUCACAAGUACUUUGGGGAGAAGACUGAAGAGAAGACCCCUCCACCCCCCCAACUUCCAGGGCUCUCUCAAACACUGAAAGCUGCCUUUGAUGAGAAGAGUUUUUUUCCAAAAGAAAUUCUCGAACAGGAACAGAAAGCCAGACAGUUUUACAAGCAGCUUUCCAAUGAGGUCAAAGUCAGGAAGAAACAAAGCCAAGCACGAGACAGGUAUGUCACUGAGCAACAGAAGCCGGCACAGCUACAGGUGCUGAACAAGCUGCAAUGAUAUACAAGCUGUAAGAUUUUUCAGAUUCUUGUGGGCUGCUUCUUUUGCUGUUCUUUAAGCAAUGUUAAGUGGCUCACUAGUGUGAGUCUUAUUUUGUGGAUUCACUCAAUAGAACAAUUAUUGAGUUUAAUACUAAUGCUUUAUUAAGCCUCAAUAACAGCAAGCAAUGCGAAAAAGGUAUUAAUCCACAUAAUUACCAAUUUCAGAGACUGACAGUCUUCUAUUCUUUCUCUGGUCUAACAAAAGAGCUCUAAAUAAGCCUUUUUAUACCUGUGGUUAUAUCAUUCUUCAAUGAUUGUUUCUUUAUUACAGCUUGGUACAACUGUUCUCUAUUACAGCUUGGUAUCUUCUUGUACCUUAUCUCUUGGUCACUUUUAAGUUUCUAAUAUAAGAUAAACACACUGAUGAAUUUGACACACACACCCUGCUUAUAUAUAU